This is a messenger RNA of Nicotiana tabacum (common tobacco), 1368 nucleotides long. RefSeq names its product protein ACCELERATED CELL DEATH 6-like. Gene Ontology annotation, molecular function: protein binding. The record is from RefSeq and is a predicted model, not a curated record. NCBI's taxonomy places the organism in Eukaryota, Viridiplantae, Streptophyta, Magnoliopsida, Solanales, Solanaceae. Gene Ontology annotation, cellular component: plasma membrane.
UUUAUGUGAUUCUUAUUUGUAUGGAAUUCAUAAAUUAUUGUUAGCCUUGGCAAAGAGGAGGGAUGACAUUUUUCUUGAGAAUUGAAAUAUAUACUUGGACUUUCUCUUUUCUGAUAUUUUAUACUCCCUCUGUCUUAAUUUAUUUUGCUAAUGUCAAGUAGAUAUUAAAAACAUUGGUGAUGUCUACAAUAAAUUAAAAAUAAACAUAAAGGAAAAAGAAAGCAGAGAUAAAGAAAUUGUUUCUCUUCUAAAUAUUCUAUAACUAUAUUUUUCCCCAUUAUUUCACAUUUGUUAGAGUGAUGCCCUUACUAACUAGGAUAUUUCCUUUGGAUAGAAUGCAUGGAAAUGAUACUAAGAAAAGAACCAAGUCUAACAAAGCAAGUAGAUGAUUUUGGGUGGAAUCCUCUCCAUUUCGCGGCUUACGUAGGGUUUAAACUAUCAGUGAGGACAUUAUUAAUGGCGGAUAAACAUAUGGCUUAUGGAACUAUUAAAGAAGAAAAUAAAACACCUCUGCAUUUAGCGGUCAUCAAUAAUAAAAUACAGGCCGUGGAAGAGAUUAUAGAGCAGUGUCCAGAUUCCUUGGACGCAGUCACUAGCCAAGGCCAAAAUGUUCUUCACAUUGCAUAUGCGAAGGAACAUUGGAAAAUGAUAACAUUAUUCGAAGAUCAACACUGGAACAAUAACAUCUUUGUUCAAAGAGACGCUGACGGGAAUGUGCCCGAAAAGGUUAUAGGAAAAAGCGUGUCGUUUCAGUCUCACCCUUACUGGGAAGAAUUAGAUCGCAACAAUGUCAGAUGGAAAGAAUCUUAUGAGAAGUGGUUCAAAGGACGCAUGGAAGUAUGGAAAAAUAGAGCAAACACACAUUUGAUAGUUGUUACACUUAUAUUAACGGUUUCUUUCGCGGCUGGCUUCACAAUUCCUGGUGGUUACGACGGUGAUGAUGGUCCAAAUAAAGGCAUGGCAGUCAUAUCCAAGAAAACAGCGUUCAAAGCAUUCGCAGUAACAGAUACCAUUGCCAUGAUAUCUUCCACAGCUGCUGUUUUUCUGCAUUACCUUGCAACUUACGAGGAAGAGAACAAAAGCUUGAGUCGUUAUGUAGCUGCUGGCGUCCUUGCCUUGGUUGCCAUGCUAGCAAUGAUGAUAGCGUUUAUGACUGGCUUGUAUGUUGUGCUACCUUCUACAGGCCUAGCUGUAUUUAUCUGUGUCAUUUGCUCUUUAUCGCUUGCCCUCUUUAUAUUUGUUUUAGGUAAGAGUUUUUAUGAUUCAUUUCAAAAGAAAAGGAAAAGAUAUUAAUUACUGAAACCUAACGAGUUCUUGUCAAGAAAAUCUGUCUCUUUAGUUUCAAGCUUUUUAGUUGUUUGAUUUUUU